Messenger RNA from Protopterus annectens (West African lungfish), 4763 nucleotides. RefSeq lists its product as uncharacterized. The record is from RefSeq and is a predicted model, not a curated record. The transcript is spliced from 17 exons. Bases 153 to 2768 code for a protein of 871 amino acids. Lineage: Eukaryota; Metazoa; Chordata; Ceratodontiformes; Protopteridae.
UAUUUUUAAAACCUAAUGAAGUUCACUUGAGAUCAAAAGCUCUCUUCAUUCUGCUGGGUCCCCACGUGUCCUAUGUUUCACUAGAAUUGUCGAAACAUAGUGAAUUUGCGCUCUCAGCUGGUAUCCAGACUUCAGUAAAUGUUGAAAUUCUGAUGAAGCAUUUCAGAGCAUGGUGUAUAAAGAAAUUAGAGAAUUCAAUUUCUGCAGAAGUUUUGGGGGCAGAGUUUCAGACAAGCCCUGAACACAUUCAUGCAGUAUACAUGUACUUCUUUGAGAACUGCAGCCCUAAUCAGCUUAAAGAGUUUUUCUUAAACAUACCAGCGAUAUUUGUGCCAGAUGUAUGGAAGGAGUUUGCUUGUUCAGGUAAAUUCUUCUAUUUGAAAGAAGUGUGCUGGAAUGACCCAACUGGAAUGUUUCGUAGAUACAAACAACUUGUAAGAGAGGAAGGAACUGUCCAGGAGCCUCACCUUCUUGCUCCGUUUUAUUCACAGUGGGAUGAUUUAAAGCCACUGUUUAUGCAGCAACUGAAUGUUGACAAAAUACCUACAAUGAAGCAGUAUGUGGAACUCCUUGAACUUAUAUGUGAGAAGACACCUCUCAUUUCUAUGGAUAUUCUGAAGGAUGUGUCUGUGAUUUAUGCAGUACUUGCUGAAAAAUGCAAAAUUCGUGGUGAACUUGAGUGUGAAGUUGAUGAAAACUACUGCAGUACUCUCAGAGGUAUGUUGAAAGACAAACCAGUGUUCCCUACAAAGGACAGCCGCUGGGUCUCCUUAGAAAAGAAGCCUUUAAUUUCAGAUAACAAGCAUUUGGAAAAAAUAUUCAAGUCCCAUGAUCUUUGUUUGCUUCAGCUAUCACCUGUUGAUCCUUCAUCUCGCCAGAAGCUGCCUUUUAAGAAGGGUGAGAGAGAGACUCAGGCACAAUUCAGGGAAGAGGACAGAGCACUCUUCUUGGAAAUCUGUGGCAUUCAGAAGUUGUCAUCAUGCAUUCGUUUUGAGGCCCAGACUGAGAACUACAGGCCAUGUCCUGUGUUACAGAACUUUGUUCGUAGCAUUGUUCCAUUCAUUCAGAGGUUCUUGUAUCAUCAUGAAGGUUUUGGAGCAACAUAUGAUGAACUGAAAGAAAUGGACAUUAAGGAAACUCUUACAAAGUUAUCUUUUGGCCAGGUUGGAAAAUUAUAUAUUCAGUAUCAGAUGGACUUUAAUAAGACAACAGUAUAUGAGCAGGAAGAUGUAGUUUGCCAUUUAAGAGAGAACAAAGAAUUCUAUAUUCAGAAGGACCACAUAAAUUCACGUACGGAUGUCUGCAGAGAAACUGUAAAGCUAUUUAGCCUUGGAAAUGCUGAUCUUGGAAAGGAACUAGACCAUUUUUUGCAAGGACUUUUGCCUGUUAUGGAGGAUAAAGCAGCAUUGCAAAGGUUUUUAAACCAGGAAGAUAUUAGAGAGUUGCCAGAAACUGAAGACAAGUGGGAAGUUCCCUUGGCCAUAAUUCAUGAACCUAAAGUUGUACAAUUGGAAGAACAUGCAGUUCGAGUACAGGAGAACAAAGAGGCACUCGGCAGUGCAGAAAAAAGUGGAGAUGGAGAAAAAUCAUUGGCUAGCUGGCCUCCAAAGUCCUCAUUUGGUGGAGGAAUGGCUAAACCUUCCAGUUCUGCUACAGAAAAUGUAAUGAGAAUGUGGCCACCACCUGCACCUCCAUCAGAAUCAAGAAGUGAAGCUGGACUUUCAGACAGUUAUGGAAUCUUUGGCACAUCAGCCGGUAGAAGUGAACCAGGCAUGUUUAGUAGCACAUCAUCUGGAAGGGGUGAAGCAAGCACAUUUAACACAACUGCUAGGAAUGAGCCAAGCAUGCAUGGUACACCAUCUGGGAGGAGUGAAUCAGGGAUACCAGUGUACCAAGAUCAGAGUAGUAGAGGCAUGCCUUCUAUGCCACCUUUGCAUUCAGGCACACAUGAGACUCCAUCUUCUCGGAGAUUGGGACCAUCAUCAGUUGGACCUCCCGAAUACCAGCAGCAUCCAUAUUUGGACCAAACAUCAGCUUCACAACAGAUGCCACCAACAGGAAAUGAAGGCGUUCAUCUGCCUCCUUUACAGGGUCAUGGUUCUGCUCAGGAUGGUGGCAUGCAUCGGCAUAAGAGAGAGUCAGAGGACCAAGUUACUGGCAGAUUGAACACUCCAAGUGAGGUGGAAACAGAAGCAGCAGCAACAUGCAAGCAUAAUCUUGUUUUUCAAGGCAAUGCAGAUACUUCCCGACCACCUCUGGCCCUUGAUUACCCUAUAUGGACAAGGAAGGGGGUGCAUGAAAAUGUACUGGAGGAGCUUGAUCUGCACAGUAGUGUUGAAAAACCAGUUAACAAUGAAUUUGUUGAUAACGAGCUGGAGUCAGAUGCAGUAGGAGAAUGGGGAGAGCACUUGGUAUAUGCCUUUUUGAUGCACUGGAAAGAAAGAGGAAGUCACCCCAAACCACUGGAUAUUGUUUGGAGCAACAGGGAAGGCCUGAGUGGAAUGCCCUAUGACUUCAAAGUUGUAUUCCCGACUGAAGAAGGAAACACAGUGGAGAUAUUUAUUGAAGUGAAGGCCACAGUGAAAGCAGAAAAACAUUUUGUAACCUUAUCAGCAAAUGAAGUUGACUUUGCUCUAAAAGUCAAAGAACAGUAUCACCUUUACAGAGUUUACAAUGCAGGAGACUCAAAAAACGUCCGCUUGUGCCGAAUCAAGAAUUUGGCACAGUGUUUACAUUCAAAACAACUGACCAUGUAUUUGUUUAUAUAGUUCCUGCUGUCAUUUGCUCUCUAAUGAUUUUUGGACUAAUUUUUAAUGUUGCUAUAAAUCUCACACAUGGAUUAUAAUAUGUUUCUAAACUACUGAUAGUCUAGUAAGUCAUUCUUAUUUUUAUUGUUUGAACAUAUUCCAUUAUUUUUUCCUGGUACUUUGAAAAGAGAAUUUUUUUACUGAACAGUAUUUGACUUGUUUUAUUUUUAUGAUGGAAACAACAAUUAGAAUUUUAUUAGCUUUAUUUUAAGAUAUAUACAGAAAAUGUGUUCUGUGAUAGUAUAGUGAUAAAAUGUUUUUAAAAAAUGUGCACCCUUCAUUGUUGGUUUUAUUGUUUCUUUUUUCCUGUAAUAUUGUAAAUAAUGCAGAACUAUUUUCUUUAAGCAUAUUGCCACACCUUUAGAAUUGUAUAUCAGUGUCAGGACCAACUGGAAACAUUUAAUGUCUGUCGGAUGCUACGGACUUUAGUAGAUUCUUUUUAUGAUAUGAGAAAACUUAAUUCUCUGUUAAUGUUCUAAGACUUGAGCUUCUUUGUUGUAUCAGUGUUGCCCUUGCUUUUACAUUUGGAAAAUUUGCUGCUGCCAGAGUAGGUUAUGGAGCCGUUACUGUGUACAGUCGUCUUUGCUUUUCUCUGUAGCUCUGUUUUGUUUUAUGAUGGUGACUAGUUCUUAAUUUGCUUCCUGUUUAACUGUUCAUUUGUUUCAGACUCACCCUUGUUCAUGUCUGUCUAACAGAGGUGGAUACAGAUUUUGCUUUAUUUGAAGCUGUAUCUCCUGUAGUCUUUUCAUAGAUGAUUGAAAUUAAGUGGUUUCAUGAAUAUCAGCCCAUGUUUGUCCAAAUGCCUUUUUUGAAGGUAUUCUCUGGCUCCUUCUGUUUAUAUGUCUUGUGCAGGUCUUUGGACUGCCAUGUCACUUCCAGGACCCUGCAGUUGAGACAGCUUCCUAUGUGCAGCUGCCACUCUAGUUGUCAUGACUCACCAGAUAUCUCCUAGUCUGCAUUUUUGCCACAAGACACUCCUUGAUAUUGCACUACGAUCACCACCUUCUGAUACUCUGAUUUUAUUUUAGUGAUGGCUGCUUUCCCUGCCUUAUACUUGUUUCCUGAUGUCAUAUUUGGACUUUCUCCUUACUUGUAUUCCCUAGCAGUUUCUACUGUAGGCUUUCACUUUAGCAGUUUUUGUCUUUACAGUUGGCUUUUUUGCAUUAACUCUCUUUUCCAGGUGAUUUUGGCAGUACAGUAUACACAUUUGGUUGGUGUAAGUACUGAUUCCUAGCUUGCUCAUGGAUGUUUGUAUUUGUGUUCUUUUUUAAUAAGUGGAUAAGUGCAUUACUGCAAACAGGUGUUUUCAACAAUAGCUUGUAAGAUAGUGCUGGAAAUGUGCUGAGUGUUUUUAUUAAAUAGUAAGAUUGUAUACUAAGUUGUUUCAAGUUUGCCCUUUUAUAUAACUAGGCAAAGGCUGCUUGUAAACUCCUAGUUAGAUCAUAUUCAUGACUAAUGUGUGAAAGUGCUAGUAAGGUUAUGUGAAAAUAUGACGUGGGAAGCAGAAACAGAUUACGCUGGUAAGGUUAUGUGAAAAUAUGACGUGGGAAGCAGAAACAGAUUAAUCUCUGCAAAUAAGGUUUACGAGGUGUUUUUAUAGCACUGGUGUUGAAGGUAGAGCCAAGACCGUGUGAAUAUCUUGGGUCAAGGAGUUCAAUACGUGGUGAUUAGAUAAUAGCUUUUGUGAACUUGGCUAGGCAUACAUAGAAGUUGUUCAUUCAGUCUUUUUAUUUCUUUUCUUACUACACACUUUAUCCUUUUCAUGGUUGUCAGUGAGCCAGAGCUUGUCCUAGCAAACAAGUGUGAAGUAGACUGCUCCACCCACCCACAGACGCCGACACAAGCAUUAUAUUGCCUGGCUUGUUUAGGACAUAGGCUGUGGAUGGGGAUAACCUGAAAAUGGGAAUGAGCAAGACUUGACAGUGUUAUUUAAACGUUCAUGGAAAAGGGGAGCUG